AUGCUGCUCUACUACCUCGCCGCCAUUUUCAAGGGCAUGCACCCGCGGGUCGACGACGACUUUGUGGACAAACUCAACUACCAUUACACGUCUGCAAUCAUCUUCGCGUUCGCGGUGAUCGUGUCGGCCAAACAGUACGUGGGCUAUCCCAUCCAGUGCUGGGUGCCGGCCCAGUUCACCGACGCCUGGGAGCAAUACACAGAGAAUUAUUGUUGGGUCGAAUCUACAUAUUACUUGCCAUUGACGAGUGCUUUCCCGUUGGAGUACGGUAAUCAGCGGUAAGUUGGCGGUAGCGUUCAGUGUUUUCUUGACAUUCCUUUGCCUUUGGGAGUUGUGAGGCGUAACCUUUCGGCUUUUUACCAACAGUUCCUUGUUGUGGUCCUAACUAGAGAAGAUUAGAGGCCUCUCUCACUGAAAGUUUUAUCUUUGUAAGGUUCAGAGCGAGACAAGUCAGCUAUUAUCAAUGGGUGCCGUUCGUCUUGGCGUUGGAAGCACUCAUGUUCUACGUGCCUUGCGUCUUGUGGCGCGGAAUGUUGCAUUGGCAUUCAGGUAAGGGCUGUGUUUUAUGUUAAGAAAGUAGUCUUUUCAAUGCGUCCAGAUUUAUGACUUUACUGUGAUUUCUUUUGCAGGUAUAAACGUUCAAAGCUUAGCUCAGAUGGCUUGCGACGCCCGGAUGAUGGAUCGCGACGCGCGGACGGCGACCAUUCAGACCAUCGCGUCGCACAUGCAGGAUGCUUUGGAGAUCCAAAAGGACGUAAGUCAUGUCAGUAUACUUUUGAAAAACUUUUGGGACACUCAUUUCCAAAAGCUCACACGGUGAAGGUAACAUUAGCGCCACAAACUUUGAUUCUCUUACCACACUUGCACGGGGGUAUAUUUGAGAUGUUUCAGGCGUCUGACGUGUCCUCCUUCUUCUGCGGAGGGAAGCGUUGGGCAUCAUACGUGACGUGCCUUUAUGUCUUUAUCAAGAUACUGUACCUUGCAAACGUUGUGAUACAAAUCUUCUUGCUGAACUUGUUCUUGGGUACGGACAAUAUUUUCUACGGAUUCUACAUCCUGAAGGAUCUGUUAAGCGGCAGGGAAUGGGGAGUGAGCGGGAACUUCCCCAGGGUCACAAUGUGUGACUUUGAAGUAGGUUUUAAGUUACGCAACUCAUGUUAACCACACAUUUUUUAUAGUAAAAAUAGUACGUGUCGUAUUGUGGCCUUGACUCAAAAGUAAUAUUCUAGGUCCGCGUGCUGGGAAAUGUUCAUCAUCAUACUGUUCAAUGUGUGCUGAUGAUCAACAUGUUCAACGAAAAAAUCUUUCUAUUCCUUUGGUUUUGGUUCUUCAUGGUAGCGCUAAUAUCGGUAUUCUCGCUGGUCCACUGGAUGCUAAUAUCCUUCUUCCCGGGACAGGUAGACAACUCGUUGUUGUUGUAGAAAUGAUCAAUUUUUCAGCACAUGAAAUUUGUCCGCAAAUACCUUCGCGCCACCGACCUGGCCACCGAUCGGCAGUCGGUGAAGAAGUUUGUGCACAAAUUCCUCGGCCCCGACGGGGUCUUCUGCAUGCGGAUGAUUAGCGCGCACGCCGGCGACAUCAUGGCCACCGAGCUGAUCAUCGAGCUGUGGCACGAGUUCAACGACCGCGUCCGCAAGUCGCCCAUCGAGAUGUUCGAGGGCGGGGUGUCGCAGUCGCCGUCCAAGCUGGACGCCAACUUCAAGACAUGGCUUCUGGGCCAGACCAGGUACGCCACCACCAAUUCCUACUCCCAACCGCAUGUUUGACCCCCGAGCUGUGAGAUUUACCUCGUGAAUUUUUAGCUGAGCUACACACAAAAAAAGAAAGGUUUUGAGCCGUUUUCGGAGCCAGAUGAGUGCAAAACUUUUUGGUUUUUGCUUAAUACUAUACUUCUAAAAGCCCUUUGUACAGUUCUUUCCAAAGUUCUCGUUCGCACUCUACACACGGUGCACGUGCAAAUUGCACCACCUAGGAGCAAAUAGCGACCAAAUUUUUAGCAAUAAGAGUUGCAGCAUCAAUAAUUGUAACCGCUUACCGAUGAGUUUGGCCUUUUUCUUUUUGUUCUAGACUAAUUUAAUGUAAUUUAUGUUAUGUAAUUUGUCUUUAUUAAACGAAAACUUCUGACAGUUCUUUCAUUGGUUCCGUAGGGUGGUGUUGAGAUGUAGAGAAUAACACAGGUAGUUGUAAGUGUGAAAACGGCGGCCGAAAACGUCAUAGGUCGUAAAAGUAGAGACAAUAGGUGGUCUUGCAACGCGGCUAAUUGUGAGAGAAAUAACGAGAGAAAAAGUAGGAAUAACGCACACUCGAGCCCGUCGCCGGCCGCACUCAUGUUCCGCCACUCGCACGACCCCAACUGGUUGUAAUCUCACACCUCCACGCACACCCUCAUCAUGUACGUACAGGUUGUAAGCGGCGGAUGCGGAGCGAUCUCGGCGUCGCAACUCUACCCACAAUAUCUUCUACAGCGCAGUGCUCAGGAUGUAGACGUCUUACACCAACUUUUCUGCUGAUUAUGAGGAGUUGAAGUCAUCGGUCUUGCGAGAGAAAUGACAACGAAAAAUUAUGGAGGGCGGGAAAUGAGAGGCACAACAACUGCAUAGAAGAUACGACCAUCUUACGACAAAUUCACCUCGGCGAGAGAUAGACUGGGCACUAGGAAUGGCACAGGCAAGUUAUCUCUCAUCCACUUUCGCUAUCCGUUCAUCGUAUCUCUAUAAAUCGUCGUAUCCUCACCCAUGCAAUAUUGCACAUGACUUUUUUUAUGAGCAAAAAGUGAUAUUUUGUCCAGAAAAUCGCCCAGCUUUACUUGAGCUUUCAUAUGCAACAUUGCAAAUUCAUGGUAUACCUAUAUCUAUCUAUGAGUUCACCAACGCCUUUGUUACCUUUCCCUUUCAUAGUAACUUAUCCAAUCACGUUCACAAUUCCUCUCAAGGAGACUUUCGCACCAAAAUCGUUGUAAAAACAAGUUCAUAGAGCCACUAAAAUCUUGAUCCUCACAAAUUUAACUUCACGGAUAACCUGCCAAACAUCUUCUAAUGUCUUACAUGUUGUUUUCAUGAAACCAUGUGACGUCAUUUUGGUGAGAAAUAAGGUUGAGAAUUCUUUGUGGGAAAGUGUUUUUAUCUUUGUUUAUUAUGGGCAAACUUCUCAGUAUACAAUUUUUUCGUGAUAAUCGCUGUUUUGGCGGCUGAAAUUGCAAUUUCUCACAAUGUCAGCAAAAUACACAAAAAUAAGUCAGUUAAAGCCCAAGAUGUGAAUUUUUUAAGCCUUAUGGCAGCUGAAAAUCCAAAGAUUUACCGAAUUUAGCCUAUGUACCGUCUAUACAUGUAUUCAAUAUCUGUUUAUAGGCUCUUUACGAAGCGAAGUUGUGAUGAGAGAUAGCUUGUUUUCCCUGUGCUUCCUUUUUGUUGUGGUUUUACACUAGCUCACUGUUGUCGUUCAACGGUCCUAACUUUUUUGUCAGCACUAAUUUUAACUUUUUUGUUCUCUCAUUUUGUUUGAUUUUCUUUAUAGUUUCGUUUUGAUGUUUUUGUACUUGUAACACAAAAUUGAACAUAGUACAGUUGCGGGAGCUGGAUGUAAAUGAAACUUGGUGUUAUUUAAGGGUAUUUUUGAUUAUUUUUAAUCGCAAAAAAUCGGUUUUUUCACAUUGAAAACGAGAUUUUUUGAAAUUACCAUAACUGUUCGGCCUAAACCAUCAAAAAUCAGCAAAAAACCCUCGGGCAUUUGCAUCCAUUUUCCCCAAAAUGCAAAAACAAAAGCUCCCUCAAGCUCACCCUUUCAUUUAUUGCAGUAAAACCUCUAAUUUUCUCAUUAAUUUCGCCCAAUUUUUAGAGGAAAACCGCAGUUCGACGGCUCGAACCCGACCCGCGGCAAGAAGCGACGAAAAUCGGACGGUUAUUUCACAUUUGUCUGA
Messenger RNA from Bursaphelenchus xylophilus (pine wood nematode), 3916 nucleotides. The record is from the annotation of a GenBank genome assembly. Lineage: Eukaryota; Metazoa; Nematoda; Chromadorea; Rhabditida; Aphelenchoididae.